This is a messenger RNA of Punica granatum (pomegranate), 1729 nucleotides long. Lineage: Eukaryota; Viridiplantae; Streptophyta; Magnoliopsida; Myrtales; Lythraceae. The record is from RefSeq and is a predicted model, not a curated record.
ACGCGGCAGUAACUCUUGCCCUUUCUGUUUUUUCAAUUAUUUAUAACCAUUGCCUCUAUCCUCUUCCCUUCCCUUCCCUUCCCUUCCCUUCUCCAUCAGUCUGAGCUCGAUGACGAACUCUAAAACAAGUUUAGAGGAGAAAUUCGACUACGCUCGAUGACCAACACCUCCCCUCCCCCCCCCAAAAAAAAAAACAAAUCCCUCGUAAUUAAACGAAUAAACAAGCCUCUGAGUUUUUUUUUUUUUUAAUGAAGAAGAAGAAGAAGACUCCUAGAAGAAGGAGAUGGUGGGUGUGUCUGUCGAUUUCAGGGGAAUGAGAUGGGAUUUGGUUUCUGGGUUCGAUUGGUUGGGUGAGAAGUCGAGGGUGGUUGAGGUAGAUCAGCGAGGGGCAGGGGAGGUGGCUACUUUUUUAGCUGUGAAGGGAGGAGUCUUUCCCCACAUGGCGACGGAACCGGCGGAUUUUGAUCAGAUGUUCUGUUCCGAUUCGAUCUCAGGUCACGCCCCCUAAUUUCUGAACACGGGAAGAAGAGGAGGAAGAGCAGUGCAUGAUGAAGGAGGAUGGAUGUACUCUCUGUCUCUCCUCUCUCUCUUUCUUCUCUCUCGGUCUCUCUUUCACGUCUCUCUCUCUUCUCUCUUCUCCCUCUCCUCUUUCUCUUUCCUUUUCGACUCUACCUCCAUUCUCUCUUCUUCUCUGAGUUGUCUCUUUGAACUCUAAAACCCCAUUGGCUGCUUCCACCAUCAGUCAGCGUGUGCAUGUACGUGCAUGAUUUGGCUUUUGUUUUUUUUGUUGUGUUUGCCGAAAUGGGGGUUAUUGAAUUUGGAACCAAAACUAAUCCAAGGUCGAGAUUUUCGAAUGCUUCCCUUGCACUCUUUGCAGGAGGACCCUAAGAAGACAAGAAGCCGAAAUAUCGUUCCUUUCACUUCUGGGCAGCUCUGGGGAGGGCCGAAAUCAAUUGGGCAUCGAAGAACUCUGUAUACGAAGAGGAAUUCUGAAGCUCAACUACCUAAUCUUCUGAAAGAGAUUGUCGGGUCAAUUAUGAAGGAUAAUGAAGGUGCUCAUCUGAAUUUGGACCAUGAGCAACCUGCCUUGUGUUUCUUCGUUGGUUUGGGCAGCAGAGAGGGCAAGCUCUUCGAUUACUGGCAUGGAAACUGUCAUUGGAUAUGGAAAAUGACAGCAAGCUUCCAGAGGAAAGCACCGAAGUGUAGACACAUCUGGUUCAAGGGAAUCUGCAAGCUUUUCUGGGAGCAAUGCCAGCCUUUAUAGCUGUGGAUUACGAGUUCAAUAGAAGAUUUCACGGACAACAAAUAACCGAGGUAGAAGAUUCGUCGGAUGCCCAAGGUACUGGUAUAAUGGAGGGUGUAGGUAUUUUAAGUGGAUUGACCAUCUAUUUGAAGGUUCGAUUUCUGAAAUUGUUGCUGAAGAAGAAGUUUCCUCUUCUGAAUGGGAAAUGAAGUAUCUAAAAUUAAAGAUUAAGGAAUUAGAAGAUGAGUUAAAGUACCGCCACAGUCAUUGCUGUGAUGUUAGGGUGGUUGUUUCUGUAAUUGUCAUCUCUAUUAUGAUUGGAAUUUUGUUGGGAUUUGGUUGGGAUGUAAGUUUUGUAUUGGCAAGUAGGAGGAGGGCCUGCUGAUUGUAAAUUCACAUAUGAGCUUGUAAGCUUGUACAUUGUACUGAUAUGAAAAACUUUGUACUUAUUGCUAAUGAAAUAUAAGGUCCGUUUGCCCUGAUCUA